Messenger RNA from Vitis riparia (riverbank grape), 294 nucleotides. RefSeq names its product ctenidin-3-like. Lineage: Eukaryota; Viridiplantae; Streptophyta; Magnoliopsida; Vitales; Vitaceae. The transcript has a single exon. The coding region runs from base 1 to 294 and encodes 97 amino acids. The record is from RefSeq and is a predicted model, not a curated record.
AUGAACUCGGUGGUUGUUGCUAUGAUCGCUGUUUGGUGUUCGGUAGCCGUUGUGGCUGUGGUAGUAGGUCUUCUAUGCAGGGCGCGAGGUUAUAAUGGCAGACCUGGCCGUCUGUCCGGUGGCCAUGGGGGUAUGGGCGGAGGGGUUGUCGACGUUGGUGGUGGAGGAGGAGAUUUUGGAGGUGGGGUAGUCGACGUUGGUGGUGGAGGAGGAGGUUGUGACGGUGGCGCUGGCGCUGGCGGAGGAGGCUGUGGUGGUGGAGGUGGAGGUGGAGGUGGCGCUGGCGCUUGCUGA